AUGGAUUACGAAUCGAUAUUAUUUGGUUUACAACCUAUAAUUAAUGCCAACCCAGUAUCUUCAAUUCCCUUACAAGAUGUUUAUUUAGAAAGUUAUCUUACUGUAUUAGAUCAGUUGGCUGUGUCAUUACGUGCUCCAAAUAACAGAAACAUUGUUGGACAAACUGGGCUGCUAAGUAAUCUUUUAAGAGUUCUAGAGAAUAUUUUAGAUAUUUGUUUCCACAAUGAUAACAUCUAUAACAAAAUUUCGUGGUUUAAGUUAUCGUCUGAGCUUAUCAGAUCUGUAGCAAACAGUUUAAUAGAUAACGAUAGCAAUAGAAAUAUAUUAAUUCAUGAUGAUAUUUCCAAAAAGAAUUUGCUACUAGAUUAUUUUAUUAGCAGACUACUAAACAUUAACGAGCUACCUGGUGACAAUGUUGAUGGCUCAAUCUUAUCGACAUUGCAACUGAGGUCAAUUGUAUUAAUUAGAAACUUAUGCAUCGAUAAUGAACAAUAUACAAAAAAGUUCUCUAGCAAUUUAAGAGGUAAACUUUUGUCAUUUUUAAAGAUGAGAGAGCAUGUAUUUCUCGAAGAAAUUGAUUCAGUGGUAAUGGCAGCCGAACUCUUCAAUGAUUUCAUACAGAGUGAUACAGACUCCAUUCCUAUUCAUCCCACAGACCUAUUAUUUAUGAGUACUUUUAUUAAGAGAGCUUCGAAAGAAAUAGAGAAUAAGGACUCCAAAGAAGAUGACGAUGAAGUUAUGGAACUAAAUAAAGAUCAACAUAAUAAUGAAGAACUAGAAGACGAAAGUGAUCCUUGUAUCGAAAUUACAAUGAAUCUCUGCAUAAGUUUUGAAACUAUUGUAAGCAGCGAAAGCUUUUUUGAAUUAAAAAUACCCAAAGAAAAUAAAGACAUAAUUUUGAACAUUCAGAAAAAUUUAUUUGAUAUUCUAGAUGUAUUAUAUGAAAAGAUAUUUCCUAAUAAGUUGAUCGUAAUGAGAAGAUUAUCGGCAUCGAUCGGUCACAUAUCUGCUAAUAAAUCUCAUGACAACAAACAUGAGCAACCCGAUGCCCUAAAAAUUUUAUUGCAUUCAGAACAAACAUAUCAAAUUUCAGCAGCGGCAAUUAUCCUUUCGAAUUCCAUUAAUUCAAGAGAUGAUGCAAAUGAACUUUUGAAAUCAGUGCAAAUUGAAAAGUUAUUCUUAAUUUCAAGAAAAUUAAACGAUCCCAUACAGUUCCAAGGUAUUCUUGAACUUGUGAAAAAGUUGUUAAAUAUCAAUAACUCAAUAUUACUGACAGUAGAAGACUUGAUACCAUUAGUGAACACAUUGCAAUUCUGUCAAGAUCAAACAAGUUAUUUCGCGAAUCUUGGAAAUCAAAUCAACAAUUUAUUAUCGAAACUUCUUGUGGUUUUACCUAGUUCCACUGUCACUAAAUUGGUGACAACAGAAGAUACAUCUAAGUUUUUAGAUAUAGUGAUUGCCACAGGAGGUCUAGUUCCAUGCUUAUUACUAGAUAAAUUAUUAGUUUCCAGAACUACCAUAGAUACUGACAUCCUAGAAGACCUAUUCAAGGCCGCAUUUAAAUAUGACGAGAUGAAUAAUAAUAUUCAAGGUAAUGGUCAAACCAGUUCUGUAACUCUACCUCAAUUAUUUCAAUUGACCAAGACAAUAGGUAUUUAUUUGAAGAAUAUUGAUGCAUCUAAUAUUUCUUCUAACAUACUCUUCACACAACUUCCAGAUCAAUUAGCAUCUAUAUUAAAAGUCUUACUGACCUUAAAACACAAUACUGAUGAUAUAAGUAAAAGUGUAUUCAACAACGGUGUUUUUAUUUCUGGAAUAAUAAUCAAUUUACUUAAGAAAGAAGAAGUUCUCACCCAAGAAGAAUCAGAACUAAAUACCUAUGCACAUCAAUUCUUUUGA
Molecule: messenger RNA, 1899 nt
Organism: Tetrapisispora phaffii CBS 4417
Lineage: Eukaryota; Fungi; Ascomycota; Saccharomycetes; Saccharomycetales; Saccharomycetaceae
Exons: 1
Coding region: 1-1899 (632 amino acids)
Biological process (GO): positive regulation of GTPase activity
Cellular component (GO): cytosol
Molecular function (GO): guanyl-nucleotide exchange factor activity
Source: RefSeq, a predicted model, not a curated record